AACGCUGUUGCACAGUCGCUUCUGCAACUGCUUUGAAAAUUAAUCUUCACUUUCUUCCCAAAUCUCACUCCUUCACUGAAUCACUGCUGCUGCUCUCUCUCUCCCCUUCUCUUUUCCCCAAAAACAGCGUUGCUUAGUCAAUGCGCUUUACCUAAUCUGCCUUUAUUAACAGAGACAGUGAAAUGUGUUCUGCUGAAGGUGAUGAAAAAUAGAAUACUGAAUGUUUGUCUGCUAUAAGUCAAUUGCGCCACAAAAUCUCCGGUGAUUGCUCUUAUGGUAUCUAAUCAACAUCUAGGCUCCAAUUGUCUUAGGGUUAUGCCUUAAAUCAAGUAGGUCAAGUGUGCAUUGAAGAGAUCAGUCUGGGAAAAGUCCAUCUUGGACUGCCUUGUUUGUUUCUCCUCAAAAGACGAAACAUAGGAGAAAAAGGAUGGUUUUCUCCUGUGUGAUUCAUAGACCUGUUGGAAUUGAUUUUUGAUGAAACAUUUGUAAAGAAAAAAGUAGGGGAUUUCGCCAUUCAUGAAACCAAAAGAGGAUGAAGAGUAAAUACAUCCCAAAACGUUAUGUGAUUGUUAUCUUGACCUUCAUCUGCACUUCUGUGUGCUACAUAGAACGAGUCGGCUUCUCUAUUGCAUAUACUGCAGCUGCUGAUGCUGCAGGAAUAGAUCAAUCAAGCAAGGGCAUGAUACUCUCAACAUUUUAUUAUGGUUAUGCCUGUUCACAAAUUCCUGGUGGUUGGGUGGCUCAAAAAAUUGGAGGAAGGCGCGUUCUUCUAUUUUCAUUUCUUUUGUGGUCCAUGACUUGUGCUUUUGUACCACUGGACCCAAAUCGAGUUGUAAUCUUGGUUGUAGCCCGGUUGCUUGUUGGGGUGGCCCAGGGCUUCAUCUUCCCCUCCAUUCACACUGUACUAGCACAAUGGGUGCCCCCACAUGAAAGGUCUAGAUCUGUAUCUCUCACAACUUCAGGAAUGUAUUUUGGUGCAGCUGCAGGAAUGCUUAUCCUACCUAGCCUUGUAAGAUUGAAAGGUCCGCAGUCAGUAUUUCUUGUUGAAGCGGCUUUAGGCAUCAUGUGGUCUCUACUUUGGUUGAAGUACGCCAGUGAUCCACCUCGCUCUGAUCAUCCAAAGGCUACAGCUGCUGGUUUUGGUGAGUCGUCGUCCUUGCUUCCGAUCAAAGGAAUUCAAAAGGCGAAGGUAGAAAAUGGAGUACAUUCCAUGAGAACACCAAAAAUCCCAUGGAAGAGAAUAAUUUUCAGCUUGCCAGUCUGGGCAAUAGUGGCAAAUAAUUUUACUUUCCACUAUGCUCUUUAUGUACUCAUGAAUUGGCUUCCUACUUACUUUGAGUUAGGCCUCAAUCGUAGUCUUCAAGAAAUGGGCUCCUCUAAGAUGAUCCCUUAUCUAAACAUGUUUCUGUUCUCAAAUAUCGGCGGGAUUAUCGCGGAUCACUUGAUUACCAGGAGAAUUAUGUCUGUGACUAAAACAAGAAAGCUUUUAAACACACUGGGAUUCAUGGUGGCUUCCUGCGCGUUGAUGUCUCUUCCCUUGUUUAGAACGCCUAAUGGGGUUGUGUUCUGUUCUUCGGUGGCUCUUGGUUUCUUGGCACUUGGAAGAGCUGGAUUCGCUGUUAACCAUAUGGACGUUGCUCCAAGAUACGCAGGAAUCGUAAUGGGGGUCUCUAAUACAGCUGGUACCUUAGCCGGCAUAGUUGGGGUCGAUCUUACAGGUCGACUUCUGGAAGCUGCCAAGGCCGCGCAGUUGGACCUGACGAGUCCAGAGAGCUGGAGAGCAGUUUUCCUUAUCCCGGGUUUCCUCUGUAUCUUCAGCUCAAUAGUGUUCCUUGUAUUAUCAACUGGGGAGAGAAUUUUUGACUGAGCCUAUUUAGUAUGAGCAGUCAUUAAAGAAGGUAUAGUUUUUUAGUGGAAAUCAUUGGUUGGCUGGAUGCUAGUUAUUUAGAACAACUGGCACUGGCAGAGUUGAUAUAUCCUUAUAGCUGCUGCAUGACUUUGUAACAUUGAAUAUACACAUCAUGGAUUUGAAUUUGCCCCAUCCAUCAUUCAGACAUGGCAUAUCAUAUUUAUUUCUCUUUUUUGUACCUUA
Messenger RNA from Salvia miltiorrhiza (redroot sage), 2092 nucleotides. RefSeq names its product probable anion transporter 5. Lineage: Eukaryota; Viridiplantae; Streptophyta; Magnoliopsida; Lamiales; Lamiaceae. The transcript has 3 exons. Gene Ontology annotation, molecular function: transmembrane transporter activity. The record is from RefSeq and is a predicted model, not a curated record. Gene Ontology annotation, biological process: transmembrane transport. The coding region runs from base 533 to 1867 and encodes 444 amino acids.